AUGGGAGUGGAGAAGGGCACAUAUCUCUUCAUCUACACAACGUGGAAUUUCCUCACAUCCCAUAAUGGCUUUCAAUUGACUGAAUGGACCUUGCUCAUAUCCGAGUUAAAUGUACCACCUAAACUCCUGGAAGAUCUGUACAUCACAUCAAGCGAGGCACAUCUGCAGAGGAUUGGUUCUGCUCCUGCUCAAGGUCUGACCCCACCUACCCUGAUCAGGUCUACAGAGACUUACAUCUUGCCGCUCUGUCCUCCGUUUCUGGACUUUGAUCUGGGGCCGCAGGCUUGCAGCACAACUCUCCGCCAGCGGGUCACCAUGUUCGGCUCUGGGCAACUCCUGUCCUCCCUGGGCCCUGGCAUGCUCCACACUCCCAUGCCUUCCUUCUUUCCAGCCUUCUCUGGCAGGCCAGGCCCCCCUCAGCUCCUGAUCCCAACUCCGCUGCUCAGCUACGAGCUCCUGCGUGCCUACCUUCAGCCUGAGCCCUGCAAGCAGGCCCUGCUACUGGCCUCACAGGUUCACCUCUCCAACAGCAUUGAUGAACCGCGGCCAGUGAAACAAAGGCGCGCGCGGGCCAACUACAGCAGCUGGCAGCUGGAGGAGCUGGAGAAAGCGUUCGAGAGCACGCACUAUCCUGACGUCUUCAUGCGCGAAGCGCUGGCACUCCGACUGGACCUGAUUGAGGCCAGAGUGCAGGUUUGGUUCCAGAACCGUCGAGCGAAAAUGCGCCGGCAGCUGAAGCUCCAGGGACAAGCGGGGGAACCGUGCGCUGGGCGCGACGCCGAGGGCAGGCCGCCGGCGUCGGCAUCCAACGGGAGCGCGGAGCCGGAGAGCAAGCUGGGACCGCGCUGCUGGGACAGGAAGCAGGAGAGGGGAAACACCUCCUGGCCCAUGCCUUCCACAGCAGCCGGGAGCAGCCCCGGGCAGAGCCUGCUUGGGGGAGCCGGAGAGCGGGCCGGAUCGGAUAGACCCAGCCCGGAGGACUUCCGCUCUUGCAGCAUUGCUAAACUGAGAGCCAAGGCUAGGGAUUACGAGGCGGAGAUCCACAGCACGGUGGCCAAGGCGACCCGGGAGCGGCACCUAAAAGCGCGCUCGUCCACCGCAGACGCAGAAAGUGACUGAUAGUGGUCCUGCUACCUGGACGCACGAACUUCACCGUGUCAUGAGACUAGUGCAAAUGUCUG
Electrophorus electricus (electric eel) is the source of this 1181-nucleotide messenger RNA. Lineage: Eukaryota; Metazoa; Chordata; Actinopteri; Gymnotiformes; Gymnotidae. The record is from RefSeq and is a predicted model, not a curated record.